AUGGCGUGCCACAACAGCCGUGCGCGGCGAAAUGCUUUUUAUCGCGAUCAACCUCAGUGUGGGCGAAAUCGCGAGCCCCAUUGCGACCAGCUACAGGCCCGCGUAGGAAAUACCUACUUUGUUCCUGACGCUGUCGAGGCCUCUUCCCCAGACGCCACUAGUGCUUAUCAGGGACCCCUAAGGUCUUCACAGCAACAGCUUGGAGAGGCUUUUCCUCGUUCGACUUCUUACUCCUCAAAUACUUGGGAAGACGCUAGCGUCGGAGAGCCUGAGCCUUUUGACAGAGAGCAGCGGAGAGCAAAAGCCCUUGACGAAGUUGAAGAACUUCCUUUUCCGAGAUUUCCUGAAGAGUCUACCAAAUUUGCCCCAAAUCUUUGGCGAAGUGGACAAAGGCCAGUAGAAACUAGUGAAUCACUUGUUGAAGCCUUUCCGCCAUUUGAUCCAGCACCUGCGCCUAGCAGUUCAGGAUUUUACUACGAAGACUCACCCUAUUUCAAUCAACCCUCCCCCGGGGCUGCUCCAACAUCUUACUCUUCAUACAGUCCCGUUGUCGCUAAUAAAACACCCCACAGGCCUCCGCCAGCUUCAGAUUCAAACCCGCUAUCUAAUUAUUCCACAAAUCUUCCCAGAUCAAACACAUUCUCUCCGCGCUCACCAUUUUUAUAUAGCCACGCAGCUGUACUCCUCCAACCACCUUCUGAUUUAUCCCGGCCUUCUAACAAGCCUUUCUACGACCCAUUCAAUCAGCCCAAGGACGCUUAUCAAAACUGCCUUGAUACUCCGAACCCGCCCAAGCCAUUUACUAGGAAACCAUCGCUUGGUUUUCAAUCCCCUCCCCAUCCAUUUGCCCGGGGCAACUCAUUCGGCACAGAAAACCAACCCCCCAGGAACCCGUACAACAACCCUCCGCGUCCAAGGAGGCGUCCUAUUUUAAAUCCAACACGCGAUCGUGCCAAAACCUUACCGAGAGCUCACGAUUUCCAAACAUUUGACAAGAGACACAAUUUCAACCCUUUAUAUUUCUAUCCGGGAAACGAACGUCGAUAUAUAAAUAACGAUUCACAACUGAGUCCUUCAAAACCACUCCCUCCUCCACCUCCACACCGCCCACCGCCACGGCCACCGCUGCCACCCAUUUUAGCUCCCCUCGUUCAAAGAUUUCCCGAGGCGAAUGUUUAUGAACCCAAAGAGCUAUCCGCAAAUAUAUUAACCACAUGGGCAGGCGAGCCUGCUGACUAUAACGACCUUCUAAACUACUCCGUACGAUAUUCAAAGCUACCCUUCCAGUCAGCAGCCCCAAUCAAAAGAAAGCCUAGAAGUAUACGCAUUGUCGAAUCUCUGAAAAGAAUUUUUUCUCCAAGACGAAAAUCCAGCGUCACGGAAUUUGCAGUUCCGCCAAAAAUCCAGGUCGACGAAUCUUGCCUCAGCGUACACAACAGGUGGAUUGAAGGGGCGAUCGACCAUACGAACAAAAUUUCUGAGAGGGAAACAAACGUACAUCCCACCAUGGCUUCGACGUAUCUUGACCCUUCAUCGGCUAUGGUGACAAUCACCAAGCAGAAGGCUGAGGCUAUGAGAUUGGCGAAGGAGCAAGGGGCCGCUGUGAAGGAAAUGUGUAGGAGAGCGAAAUCGGAUAUGCCUCCUUAUGUAUUCGAGGAGCUUAUUGGGAAGGGAGCUUAUGGGAGAGUGUACAAGGGUCGCCAAAUCCAUUCACAGAAGGUCGUGGCCAUCAAAGUGCUAGAAAUUGAUACGGUUGAUUAUAAGUCCGUGCGAGAUAUGAAGGACGAGUCGAUCAAGGAUUUCAUCCAUGAAACGAAAGUGAUGAAGCAGGUCAAGGAAGCUGGAGCUAAAAAUAUCAAUAUGCUCAUUGAAGCUUUUUCGAUCCAUUCUCAGCUGUGGCUGGUUUGCGAGUAUUGUCCCGGCGGAAGUGUGAAGACUUUGAUGCGAGCAAUGGGCGAUAAACUAGAAGAACGAUUCAUUAUUCCAAUUGCAAGAGAGCUCGCGGAAGGUCUCAAAGCCAUCCACGACGCCGGCAUUAUCCAUCGUGACAUUAAAGCGGCCAAUGUCUUGAUUCAUGAGGAAGGCCGCUUGGAGAUUUGUGACUUUGGAGUGGCUGGUGUUCUCCAGAGCAAGGUGGACAAACGUACAACAUGGAUUGGGACUCCGCAUUGGAUGCCCCCUGAGAUGUUUCCCAUGAGGGGAGGAGGUGAGAUGCAUCAAUAUGGAAGUGAGAUUGAUGUUUGGGCAUACGGCUGUACCCUUUUCGAAUGUGCUACGGGAAACCCACCCAAUGCAACAUUAAGAGAGAGGAUGCAAAUUGGACGUCAACUUAACAGAUUCACACCGAGGUUAGAGGACGAUAGCUUUACCGAAGGUUUACGCUCACUGGUAUCAUUUACACUGGAUUCGGAUCCUACAGUGCGCCCUACGAUGGAAAAGAUCCUCCAACAUCACUACCUUGCUCACACAAGAGAAUCCCACCCAACAACUUCGCUGAGAGAACUAGUGAAGAUAUAUUACCAAUGGGCUCAACGUGGUGGCCAGAGAAUCUCCCUCUUUAAUCCGGGAGGCGCCAUAGCUUCUGAAUUUCCUGGGGAAGAGGACUCAAUUUCCCAAGAUGAUUGGAACUUCAGCACCACUACUAGCUUUGAGAGAAGGUUCUCUCUGAUAGAUUUCGAUCAGCUUUCUGCGUCAUUGGCAGAGCUCGAGGAUGAGAUAACUCCCACUCCACCCGAGCCACCAAGGGAUGAGUAUGAUGACAGUAACGAUGCCGAUUUGACUGCACAGGAAAGAGCCAACUUUGACGAGCGGGUCAAGAGAGGCGCUGCGGCUAUGGAGGGUAUAUUUAACGAAGAUAAACCGGAUUAUAAAUAUGAGACGAAGAGGGAUUUUGUCCCCGUGCAGCAGCAAAGAUUUUCCUCCGACCUCCCUCUCAGAACUGACACUGACAGAUCCUCUGUUACUUCUACUUUGAUUGACCUCAACCUUGGCGACUAUGAGUCUUCCCAUUAUGCAGCGGGCUCCGCGUCUAGCAACCCCCGAUUCCAGCUCGCAGAUGCCAACACAAUUCGAGCAAAUCGAUCAAGCAGCAAACUUACACGCAAUUCAAACACGAGUAGCGACUCUAGCGACUACCAGCCAGCCCGCGGACCUCGCCCUCCAACGAUGGAAUGGACUUUUCCAUCCUCAAUGUCAGCGGAUGCACAUUACGACGGCAACCACGACGACGACGGUGGAAGCGGACAGCACCACUUCCAGCCACCACAUCAAGAAAAACGAGAUACCCGUGCCUGGACCUUCCCAGUUAUGACAACUGAGCCAGAGGAGUUAUCCGCACACGAGGAACCAGACCAAUGGGGCAGCGGAGUUGCCUCAUCCAAUCGCCUCAGCCACGAGGACGAAAUGGCAAAGCGCUUCCCAACCCUCCAGUGGCCGUCCAACAACCGGCCUAUGGGCUUCGACGGUGCCUCAGACUCUCGGCCAUCAACAGCAACGUCCUAUCACUCCGCAACAUCAGAUGCAGACAACGACCCAUUCAGAUUCGAUAGACCUGCCACCCCGCCCGCAGUCGAAGAUACAGACGAUCUCUCCUCCUCCUGCGACACGUUCCCCUCGAUCACCGACUCAGCCAUAUUCACGGACUUCGACGCUGAUACCGCCCCUUCAUCGCUGAACUACACUGUAUACUCCCGAAACCACAGCCACAAUAACCAUCGUGAUAACGGUGGCAUGAGGAACAGUAACGGUUCACUCGCCGGACCCGGACCUGAUCAUGACACGGCGGUUGAGGAUGGUGGGGUAGAAAGGCCCCAGUGUAGUACAGAGCCUGACACAGGGCAUCUGGAUUUCCCGCAGCCUGUCCCGCCGAGCAUGGAGAGUUUGACAGAGGGUGCGAGUGAUGAGGUCUUUGCGCGGGAGCUUACUAGGUUGCUGGGGGAAUUCUUGAACGGGUUGGCGAUUACGGGGCAGCGGCUUGUUAGGACCGAGGUUGGGAAGAAUAGGGAGGUAAGUGCGGAUGUAAAUGGAAAUGGAAUUGGAAUUGGAAUUGGGAGUGACCAUGAAGGAGGUCGUGGUCGUGGUCUUUGUCGUGGUGACAAUGGUAUCGGGCAACCUGGGCCUGGGCGCGAGGAUUGA
Molecule: messenger RNA, 4134 nt
Organism: Paracoccidioides lutzii Pb01
Exons: 9
Coding region: 1-4134 (1377 amino acids)
Biological process (GO): protein phosphorylation
Molecular function (GO): ATP binding; protein kinase activity
Source: RefSeq, a predicted model, not a curated record